Molecule: messenger RNA, 2478 nt
Organism: Bipolaris sorokiniana ND90Pr
Lineage: Eukaryota; Fungi; Ascomycota; Dothideomycetes; Pleosporales; Pleosporaceae
Exons: 5
Coding region: 486-2096 (536 amino acids)
Molecular function (GO): metal ion binding
Source: RefSeq, a predicted model, not a curated record
CUAACGACACCGACAUGUACUGUACAUACAUAGACAAAUGCCUUUCUGCCGGUAGCUUGCAUUGCAUCUUGGUUACACCGUCCAGGGGUAUACUAAUCGUUAACCGUUUUCCGUUAUCUGUUUUCUGUUUCUAUUGCUCGUCCUUCAAUACUGUUCCUUAUAUUUGCUCUCCAACACCGUUUCCCGUUUUUCUGUUUUCUGUUUUCUGUUUUCACUUUUUUGCAUCCUGAAUCUUGUCUUCAUUGCCACUAGAAGCGUCUAUAAAGCUCUGCCCCUCACCCGCGUUUGCUCCUGCCCAUCUUUCACUUCCUCGUGAACUGUGGAAAGAGCGUUUGUCUGCCUGUCCCACGUUGCCUUGUUACACUCUACCUCACUUUCUCGCCUUGACACGCGCAGCUGCCUUGCACAACAAACCUUUUCUCUCCCCAUUGCAAUAAGCACAUACCUCCCUCUAUCGCCUACGCCUCUCACCUGAUCAUCUCAGCAUGGCGCUCUCAUUCGAUGCCCAGAUUGGCAUCAUUUCUCCCUCGACGAUUCAGACUGAUAAUGAUCUAGACAUGCUCAGCAAGCGCUUCGAGCAGCUUAACCAAUUAGAAGAGGAAAAGACCAAAUUCAUGACCGAGCUCCUCGUCCGCUAUGAAUAUGUCGUUCAACAGAACCAGGCCAUGCUUGCCGAACGUAACCGCGAUCGCGAGUGGAUCUUUCAAUGUUUAGCUGAAAAGCAACACUACGAGAGACUUGCAAGCAACAUACAGCAGGCAGUGGUGGACAACUCCUUUGUUAUCGUACUCAUUGACGGCGAUGAUAUGAUGUUCCUCAAUGAGUUUGUACGCGAAGGUGCAAACGGCGGUCGCCGCGCCGCCUCGAAGCUGCACGCCGCGGUUCAAAACUAUAUGCAAGACCAGAGCGAAAGCACCCGCAACACCACCCCACUCGGAUUGCGCAUCGUUUGUCGGAUUUACGCCAAUGUCAAAGGUAUCGCUGAAGAGCUUGUGCGCACAAGUGUCAUCCCUGACAUUACUUAUUUCGAAGAUUUUGUCCGUGGAUUUACAACGGGCAAGACAUUGUUCGAUAUUGUCGACGUAGGCAUGCAUACUGAUUGCACCAACGAAAAGAUCAUUGAGACUUUCAAACUCUACUUUCGAGAUUACCAUUGCUGCCGUUUAUUCUUCGGCUGCUCUUACAACGAGGGGUAUACACGACUUCUUGAAGAACACUCUAGCCAAGAGGGUUUGCGUGACAAGGUGGUACUCGUUGGAGGCCCUCUUCUUGACAAAGACCUGGUUUCGCUACCGUACAACGCAAAAAGGCUUUCCGGCAUCUUUCGUGAGACCAAGUACGCAUCAUGGGGAGCUGGGCCUGUUUUGGGAGCCCUUUCACCAGCUUUUGUCCCUGCUACAAAUGGAGCCGAAACAAAAGGUAGCCCAAACAGCUUCGUCACACCAACUGGUCUUCCAUUUCGGUUUCCAGCGCCUGUGCCUACACGACCAUUGAGCAGUUCAUCGGUCUGGGAAAGCCCUCCGCCCAAAGGUGCCAUGUUGAGCCAUAUGGCCAGAACUCCAUCGACUUCAACCUUAGGUUCUGAUGGCCUGCCUACACAGAGACCCAUUUCAGCGCCUAUGAACUACGCUGCUAAAGCUGCGGCUCCUCCACCCCCAAAGUCCAAGUCGCCCACCUACAGGCCUGCCAGCCGCGAGGAGAUCAUCGCCCGCAACCGCGCAGGGCAGCGUGUCGACCCACCCUGCAAGGACUAUGACAAAUCCGAGGUCGACCGCGUCAAGAAGUUGAAACUGUGCAACAUCCAUUUUCUCCGCAAGGAAUGUCCAUACGGAGAUUCUUGUACGCAUCUGCAUGCCUACAAGCCCACAGAAAGCGAGAUUGCUACACUUCGUCUGGUAGCGCGCAUGGCGCCCUGCGCAAACGGUAGUAUCUGCCAGGACAUCAAGUGCAUCUACGGUCACCGGUGCCCUGCACCUCGGCAUAAGACCAACCAUGCCAAGGGUACCAAGAAUUGUAUUUUUGGCGACUCGUGCAAGUUCUCGGGCGACUUGCAUGACAUCGACACGACUAUUGUGAAGACUCUGGUCAUACGCUAAGAAAUGGUUUCGGCCUUUCUUGGCUAAGUUGUGUGUAUAGGCGACAGACAGUGAGAGUGGUCGCAGUAUGGUACUUGUUAUGUGGAUGAAUUUUCCUCAAUGCCCAAUGAUUUUCCAAGAUAUGCUACUUUGUAAACUCUUACUCGGGGAUAAUGUGAUUGUAUAAUACACAAUGAUAGUUCUGAAAACCAAAGGUCUUGUUCAUACUCUAUCUGGUAGUAACCCUUGUGUUUCCCCACCCAAAAAAAGAGAAACAAUCUCACUCCUUUUUCCACUCCUCAAACUCCUCUUCUAAAUGCGAUUUCAGCGCCGCAAACUUGUUUUUGAAAUUCUGUCCGCAUCGCCAACACUGCAUAUCCCAGCUGGGCCAGUCUCCCGGACG